Messenger RNA from Linum trigynum, 5538 nucleotides. NCBI's taxonomy places the organism in Eukaryota, Viridiplantae, Streptophyta, Magnoliopsida, Malpighiales, Linaceae. The record is from the annotation of a GenBank genome assembly.
CCGGAUAACAUGUGCUUAACAGAACAGAUGGAGGUCAUCGAGAUUCGAAUAGGAGACCUUGUGGUCACUUAAAGCUCUGAUGUCAUGUCAAGAACCAAUUAAUCAAAAUAACUCAAAUUAUUGAGAGAUGUAAUCAAAAUUACUAACAAGUACUCAAUACUCCUUUGUUCCUGGAAAGAAAUUUUGCAUUAUGCAACAAGGGGUCUUUUUGUUGCUGGAAUUAUUUUAUCGAGAUUCUUAGAGUACUUUUAUUCUUUAGAAUCUACUGUUUUUCAUUGUUAUGCAUAACUAUCAUUCAAAAUAAAUGACUGUACAAUUUUAGUUUAAAACUAUGACCCUACUGUUUCCGUUAUAUGAUUGUACAAUCUCCAUUAAAAUUUAAAAGUUGAGAUUGUUGUCUUAUUUUUAUUUCGUGUUUAUUCUGUGAAAAUGUUUUUUUAUGAAAAAAAUGUACAAGUGGCAUUUUUGUUAAUAAGUGAUUUUCCUCCUUAAUUAUUAAAAAUAGAAUCACACAUACCAUCUAUUGUAAUCUAUAAUACACGAAAUUUUAUUUGUGAGGUACUAUUUAUUCUCAAAAUUCUAGUAAAAAACAAAUGUGAUUCCAGGGCGAGUGGUAAUGUGGUAAUUAAACAAAUUUGUUCUCAAAAUAUAUCGAACAUGAAUAUCAAUUUAUAAAUCACAAAUAUUUAAUCUCUAUCUUUUGAUCUAACCUCGCUCAAAAUUUAAAAAGUGCAAUCUCAUUAUACAAAAAGUGCAUAAUCAAGGAAUAUGCAGUCUAGACCCAAAUCCGGGCAUAUGUAUGAAACUAGUGAAAACUCAAAUUUGUUUCCGCCUUCAACUCGGUUAAGCGGAAGAGCGAGCCGACUUCACCAUCUCUCGGUCUCUGUUUUUUUCUGGGUUUUUCUGACUCCUCCUUAUUGCUCUCCAAAUCCAAACCAAAUUCGCCACGUUCUCACACGCCCUCCCAUGGACCCACCACCACACUAGUUGCUCCCAAUCCAAUCCCUUUAAAUACCACCCCCACUCACUUCUCACUCUCUCAUUCCCUCCCCAACUCAAACUUUCCCUUCUCCCUCUUCUCUCUCUCCCUCCGCCGCCGUGCCGGAAUUAAUCCUCCACAACGGCCGCCUGCAAACUCUAGCCUCACCACCGCCCCUAAAAACCCCACAUUAAUUAAUUCUAUACCAAAUGGCACCUCCAAACGGAGCCGCCGCCGACCUCACACAACCCUUGGUCGACUCCCACCUCCACCCGGACCCGCUCCCUUCCCCCAAAUCUCCCCCGCCGCCGCCUGCAGAGCCGCCCCACUGCGGCAGCAACGAGCUCGAAAACGUCCUGUCCGAUUCCAACCUCCCCUUCGCCGCUAGGUUCAGGCGGGCCACCGCCAUCGAAUCGAAGCUCCUCUUCCACCUCGCCGCCCCCGCCGUCAUCGUCUACAUGAUCAACUACCUCAUGUCCAUGUCCACCCAGAUCUUCGCCGGCCACCUCGGCAACCUCGAGCUCGCCGCCGCCUCCCUCGGCAACACCGGCAUCCAAGUCUUCGCCUACGGCCUCAUGCUGGGGAUGGGAAGCGCGGUAGAGACACUGUGCGGGCAAGCCUACGGAGCCCAAAAGUACAAAAUGCUGGGGGUCUACCUCCAGCGGUCAACCGUGCUCUUGACCCUGACCGGCGUCGUUUUGACCCUCGUCUACGUCUUCUCCCGCCCCAUCCUAAUCCUCCUGGGCGAGUCGCCGGAAAUCGCCUCAGCCGCGGCCGUGUUCGUGUACGGGCUCAUCCCGCAGAUCUUCGCGUACGCCAUCAACUUCCCGAUCCAGAAGUUCCUGCAGGCGCAGUCCAUCGUGGCGCCGAGCGCGUACAUCUCGGUGUUCACGCUGGCGAUCCACCUGGUGCUGAGCUGGGUCGCGGUCUACAAGCUCGGGAUGGGCUUGCUGGGCGCGUCGCUGGUGCUCAGCCUCUCGUGGUGGAUCGUGGUCGCGGCCCAGUUCCUCUACAUACUCUAUAGCAGCAGGUGUAAGUACACGUGGGACGGGUUCAGCUCGCAGGCCUUUGUUGGGCUCGGCGGCUUCUUCAAGCUCUCCGCCGCCUCCGCGGUGAUGCUGUGCCUGGAGACGUGGUACUUCCAGAUCCUCGUCCUCAUCGCCGGCUUGCUCCCCGAUCCUGAACUCGCGCUCGACUCGCUCUCGGUCUGCAUGACGAUAUCGGGAUGGGUGUUCAUGAUCUCCGUUGGCUUCAAUGCCGCCGCAAGUGUGAGGGUGGGAAACGAAUUGGGAGCAGGUCACCCGAAAUCGGCGGCAUUCUCCGUGACGAUGGUGACGUCGAUGUCAUUCGUGAUCGCCGUCAUCGCCGCCGUGGUCGUGCUGGCUUUCCGGAACGUGGUCAGCUACAUCUUCACCGACGGGGAGACGGUGGCCGCCGCGGUCUCCGAUCUCUGCCCACUCCUUGCCGUCACCCUUGUCCUCAACGGGAUCCAGCCUGUCUUGUCGGGUGUGGCUGUUGGGUGUGGAUGGCAAGCAUUUGUGGCUUACGUCAACGUUGGAUGUUAUUACUUCCUCGGAAUCCCGCUCGGCAUUUUCUUUGGGUUUUACCUCAAUUACGGCGCUAAGGGAAUUUGGACGGGAAUGAUUGGCGGGACGGCGCUACAGACGGUGAUUUUGUUAUGGGUGACAUUCCGAACGGAUUGGGACAAAGAAGUGGAAGAGUCUUUGAAGAGGCUGAACAAGUGGGACGACAAGAAACAACCACUCCUUGAAUGAUUGGUUAUUUUUGGGAUGAUGGUGAUAUAGAUAAAUGAGACUUUGAUGGUCGUCGACCGACCGAGAAAGAGCCAAAGCUAGCCGACGGCCGGAACCUACCGGAGCAUUGUGCAAGAGAGAGAGAGAGAGAGAGAGAGAGACAGAGACAGAGGGCGCCGUAUACAGUUUGUUCUGUUUGGGGAUAUCAAUUAAUUUGUUAAUUAAUUGGGGUAAAUUAGUGUGUGGGGAAAGUGUGUAAUGGGUGGUGUUUACGUUGUUCCAUUUUGUAACAAGUCUCUUUUUAAUUAGUGACAAUAUAUAUAUAUAAUUACUAAUUAAUAAUCAUUAGUCACACUGGCGUUGUCCCAAAUUUCUUGCCUCGAGCCGCCAAAAAAAGGUUUACACCUGUCGUCCAGUGUCCACUCAAUCAUAGAUGGAAAAUCCCAAUUUGGUCACACUCUUAUACUUACCAAGAUGGGUUGGGACUUGGGAGUGGGACUCUAAUUUCCAUGGUAUAUAUAUAUAAUUAUAUAUAAACAAACAUAGUCGUCGACAUGAACACUAUAACCAGGAUAUGUGAAUGGACGGGAAAAUUUCCCUAAAUGACACUUAAUAAAACAAAUUACUCCACUUACACUUACAUUUUUCAAAAUACUAAAGUUUGAGAUGGUUUGCUGAACACCUAAGCGAAUUCGAUGGAGUUGGACGCGAGGUACAUGUACUUCUCUGUAACUAGAACAAUCCAACUGGUUUGCGUUGGAGCUCAACGAUUGGUUGAUACCCAGCGACACAGAUCAUGACACUGGAUUGUGCACACGUAAAAAAGUGAUUUGUGUCGAUGGUUGCUAAGUGGCCCGUUUCUAUGAUGCAGGUUGUGGUGAGGAGGGCGGACAACCGUUGAUAAGAAAAGUCUAUUAUGGCUAGGCUACCCUAGUCUCCAAUGGUAGAGAUCAACAGAGCUUCAAUGGCCCGUCUCUCUUUACUCGCAUGUCUGUUGCUGGUUUGGUUGUGUUAUUGCUUUAUGUUAAUGAAAUGGUCAUCACCGACACUGAUCUUGAUGGUAUUUGCAGUCUGAAAGAAGGUCUUCAUGCGUCGUCCAGUUUGAAAGAUCUGGGUGAACUUUCUUAUUUCCUGGGUAUUGAAGUCACACGCACUUCCAAGGGUAUUCUGCUAACUCAACAAAAUGCAUCUCUAGCCUCCUUGCUGGUAAUCAGUUUAAUGACUGUAAACCUAUUUCCACUCCCCAUAUGGAGCCUAAUGUCAAGCUAGGCCGUGACUUUGGCACGCUAGUGCAUGAUAGUACUGUGUAUAGGAGCAUUGUUGUAUCCUCGUAUAUUUGUCUGCUACGUCAUAUAUCUCCUAUGCAAUCUAUGUUGUUAGUCAAUCAUGUCUACUCCUCAUACAGAUCAUCUUGAAACGGUUCAUCGUAUGCUACGGUAUCUGUUGAGUACUUAGGAUGUUUGUAUGUCUUUCCCUCCACUGGUACUGCUACUCUUCGUGCAUAUUAGGAUUCCGACUUUGUUGGCUGCAUCGACACUCGUUGUUCUGCUACUGGGUGGUAUGUUCAAUUUGCCUCAACCUUUAUCUUGUGGUGGUGUAAAAAGUAGGAUAAAGUUUCAAAGUCUUCUCUAUAGGCUUGGUGGUAUGUCCUAUUCCCAUGGAUCUCUUUGUGGACUAUACGAGUGUUAUUCGUAUUGUGGCCAACCUAGUGUUUCACGAUCAUAUGAAGCAUAGUAGCAUUACUAAGAUUCAUGUUCAUUACAUCUGUGAUUAGGAUGGGAUGGUGUUGUUACACUUCAUUAUGUUUGGACUAAAGAUCAUAUUGAUGACAUCUUCACAAAGGCAUUCUCCACCAAUCGACAUUGGUAUCUCUCGAGCAAAUUGGUGCUUGUGCUAUGUGAUCAACAUCAAUUUGAGGAGCUUGUUAACAGAAUGAAAGACCUAUUUCAUUUCUUCCUUGUACAAUCCAGUAGAGAUAGCCCACCAAGCCCAUUGUAUAAUCCGUGUAGCCCAAGUGUGAGUAGCAUGUCGAGUAGUAGUGGCUAACUCUAGGGUUCGAUUUCUAGCUUCUUCCUUGUAUAUAGUCCUGACAAACAAGGAAGCUACUGUAACAUAUAAUCAUUAUCUUCACAAAAUAAUAUUAGUACCCCAAAGAGUAAUCUGACCCUUUUGUGGAUUAAUUCGGAUCAUACCACGUAAAUUCAAUUGUUCAUUUUCAGUUUUUCUGUCUAUUUCCGAUUGAUCAAACAAUUUACCGAGUGAGUUGAUAGAUACCUCCAGUUUAUAAUUUGUUGGGCCAAAUUAAUCUUUUGUUUCUUUUUUUUUAAUAAAGAUCUGGAUCAUUUCAUUAAGUGGUGGAAAUUUGGUUACAAUCAACCCUUAGGAAUACAGGGGGAUCUAGCAACUAUAGGUGUCAAAAACAUGACCCGACCCGAGUAACCCGCCCGCAACCCGAUUGGACUAAAAGUAAAAAACCCGCAACCCUAUUGACCUGCAACCCACUUGAACCAAACCCGAUUGACUUGUAACCCGCUUGACCCGUAACCCGACUAAUCCGAACCCGAUUAACCCAACUCGAACUCGCCCGGUUGACAUGAAUCAUACUACAUAAUAUAUUUUGGUGCAUAAAUAUUAUAUGUAGAUAAAGGUUUACUUUGUGUUGACAACUGUCAUUAAAUUGAAUCACAUAAUAGUCUCACUAUCUCAUUAGAUAAGUAGAAAUCCUAGGAGGGUUAUCAACAUUUUACAUUUGGUUGAUGUAUAUAAAUAAUAUAUAUAGAUAACACAUAAACAUGAUUUUACAUU